AUGGAGUACCUCCGCCUCUUCCGCCAGCGCACGGCGGAGUUCCGCGCGCUCGGGGGGGAAGCGCUGGUGGGGGGAAAACGGGCGGAGAGUGGCGGAGAGGGGGGAAGAGAAGCAGCGCCGCUGAAUCCGCUGCUCGUGCCCUACAUUGACUUGAACAUCGCUCCUCUCCGCAGAAUAUACGCCUGGGCCGUACCCACAGAGGCAGCACUGGCAGCAGUGAAGGCGGCUGCAGAAGGGAGGGGGGUGAUGGAGGUGAGCGAUGGGGAGUGGCACUAA
Molecule: messenger RNA, 276 nt
Organism: Closterium sp. NIES-65
Lineage: Eukaryota; Viridiplantae; Streptophyta; Zygnematophyceae; Desmidiales; Closteriaceae
Source: the annotation of a GenBank genome assembly